GGCCCGGGCAGCGCCAUGCAGAGAGCGGCGGGCGGCGGCGCCCCCGGGGGCAGCGGCGGGGGCAGCGGCGGUCCGGGCGCCGCCUUCUCCAUCGACUCGCUCAUCGGGCCGCCGCCGCCGCGCUCGGGCCACCUGCUCUACACCGGCUACCCCAUGUUCAUGCCCUACCGGCCGCUCGUGCUGCCGCAGGCGCUGGCCCCCGCUCCGCUGCCCGCCGGCCUGCCGCCGCUGGCCCCGCUCGCCUCCUUCGCGGGCCGCCUGAGCAACACCUUCUGCGCGGGACUGGGCCAGGCAGUGCCCUCGAUGGUGGCGCUGACCACUGCGCUGCCCAGCUUCGCCGAGCCUCCCGACGCCUACUACGGUCCCCCGGAGCUCGCCGCUGCCGCCGCCGCCUCCACCUCCUCGCGCGGCAACCCCGAGCCGGCGGCCCGGCGCACAGAGGGAUCGCUGGACGCCGACGAGCUGCUGCCCGCGCGCGAGAAAGUGGCUGAGCCCCCGCCGCCCCCGCCUCCGCACUUCUCAGAGACUUUCCCGAGUCUGCCGGCAGAGGGGAAGGUGUACAGCUCAGAUGAGGAGAAGCUGGAGGCCCCAGCAGGAGACCCAGCAGGCAGCGAGCAAGAGGAAGAGGGCUCAGGUGGUGACAGCGAGGACAGCUUCCUGGACAGUUCUGCAGGGGGCCCAGGGGCUCUUCUGGGACCUAAACCGAAGCUAAAGGGAAGCCUGGGGACUGGCGCUGAGGAGGGGGCACCAGUGGCCACGGGGGUCAGCACACCUGGGGGGAAAAGCCGGAGGCGGCGCACAGCCUUCACCAGUGAGCAGCUUUUGGAGCUGGAGAAGGAGUUUCACUGCAAGAAAUACCUGAGCCUGACGGAGCGCUCGCAGAUCGCCCACGCCCUCAAGCUCAGCGAGGUGCAGGUGAAGAUCUGGUUCCAGAACCGCAGGGCCAAGUGGAAGCGCAUCAAGGCUGGCAAUGUGAGCAGCCGUUCCGGGGAGCCCGUGAGAAACCCCAAGAUUGUAGUGCCCAUACCUGUGCAUGUCAAUAGGUUUGCUGUGCGCAGCCAGCACCAACAGAUGGAGCAGGGAGCCCGGCCCUGACCAGGCUCCUGGGGGGACUGGAAGGCAAAGGAUCUGCACCAAGACUCACUGGGUGCUGCAGACGAGAGGGGCCGGGUAGACCCUGCUCUGGGAGAGGCCAGCUGGAUUGGAGACAUGAUGAUUACUUGGCCUGGAACUGCUCUGGAGACCUCAGA
This is a messenger RNA of Acomys russatus (golden spiny mouse), 1250 nucleotides long. RefSeq names its product gastrulation brain homeobox 1 (gene Gbx1). NCBI's taxonomy places the organism in Eukaryota, Metazoa, Chordata, Mammalia, Rodentia, Muridae. Gene Ontology annotation, molecular function: RNA polymerase II transcription regulatory region sequence-specific DNA binding; DNA-binding transcription factor activity, RNA polymerase II-specific. The record is from RefSeq and is a predicted model, not a curated record. Gene Ontology annotation, cellular component: nucleus. Bases 16 to 1095 code for a protein of 359 amino acids. The transcript has 2 exons. Gene Ontology annotation, biological process: regulation of transcription by RNA polymerase II; regulation of nervous system development.